Messenger RNA from Sphenostylis stenocarpa, 537 nucleotides. NCBI's taxonomy places the organism in Eukaryota, Viridiplantae, Streptophyta, Magnoliopsida, Fabales, Fabaceae. The record is from the annotation of a GenBank genome assembly.
AUGGUAAUUUAUGGCUCUAGUUUAUCGGUGUACUUUGGUUCAUGGGUACGCACUGGAGGCAUUCAGAGUGAGAGCAAAGCUUGUUGCAGCCCCAAGAAAUUGAGUGGGACUGGGACUGGGACUGGGAGAACAAGGAUCGGUUGCAAAUUCCAGAGUGCGAGGUUCAGCAGAGCAUGCAGUGUGGCACUGACUACCUUGCUCACCACCGCUGCUGUGAUAGCUUCUGUGGCAGCGGUUGAUGAGUCGGACACUCUAUCCAACAUACCCCAAACAUUGUCCGGUGAGUGCACGUUGCCCAAAGACUGCAAGAAAACUAGAAUACAGAGACCAAAGUCGAGGAAUGCGGAAUCAUGCACAAUCAAGUGUGUCACCACUUGCAUCCGAGGUGGCGAAGGCUCUCCCGGGGAAGGCCCUUUUAAUGUUAUAAGACCUCUGAUUGUUUUCAAGCAAGGGUUUCGAACUCGUCAAUACUGUUUGGUGGAAUGUUCAGAUAUUUGCAAUUUGUUGAGCGAUGCUGCAGUAACAAAAGCUAGGUAG